GGUUCACACAUUUUGCCGCUUCUGGGACCGUGAGCGUUUACGAAAGGAAAGGCCCGCUAGCAUGGUUACAACUUAGGUAGGUCAGGGUGCUCAAAAGUACAUAACGGGCGUAGCUCCUGGGUAAGCUUAGUUGCCGUUGGUGAGAGCUGGGUAAAACUGUCUUGUCUCACUUAAGGAGUCUUUUUAAAUCUACGACGCGUGGACGUGAAACCCGAUAAACUCUUUCUUCUUGACAUUCAUUCGAUUUCAAUUAUCUAUACAAUAUCUUUACUGUCGAGUAUUCAUUAUGAAGCUGUCUGUAUUCACAUCAGUCCUCCUGGCAGGCCUUGUUGCCGCUCAGCAAGAGAAGCUCCCUAAAUGCGCUCAACCCUGCGUUGACCAGUACACCACCGGUGGCGGCGUCGCUGGAUGCGGCCAGCUCGACGUCAAGUGCAUCUGCAGCAACAAGGACUUCCUCUCUGGCAUCGCAUGCUGUCUCGAGGACAAGUGCGAUGCCGCCGGUAGGGACACUGCCGUCAAGUACGCUAAGCAGAUCUGCUCGACCGCCGGAGUUACCGACCUUCCCGACCAGGUUACAUGCGACAAGAACGCCGCCUCGGGCAGCGCAACUGGUGCUACCACUCCCACUUCCAGCGCUGGAAGUAGCCAGACCUCGCCGGCGACUGGCAGUGCUGGUGGCGAUAGCGGCAAUGCUGCUGCGCGUGAGGGCGCCGCUGGUGUCCUGGGUGUUGUCAUGGCUAUGCUCUUUGCCCUGUAAGGGACAAUAGUUAUAUUUCGUUUCAAGUUGUUUCAUCGUCAAGAGGAGGGAUAUAAUUGGGAAUAAGCAAAGAAAUUGGGAUUUUCUGUUCUAUGCAUGCAAAUUUAUGGAGUUUGAAGCCAUAUACUACGAUGUGGUUGCCACACGGCCGCUCUUGUUGGCGAUGAUUUAUAAAUUUAUAUCAAUCAAAACUCGUUCUUAGACAC
Messenger RNA from Fusarium redolens, 963 nucleotides. RefSeq lists its product as uncharacterized. The coding region runs from base 287 to 757 and encodes 156 amino acids. The record is from RefSeq and is a predicted model, not a curated record. Lineage: Eukaryota; Fungi; Ascomycota; Sordariomycetes; Hypocreales; Nectriaceae. The transcript has 2 exons.